Messenger RNA from Papaver somniferum (opium poppy), 1710 nucleotides. Its product is annotated as pentatricopeptide repeat-containing protein At1g01970-like. Gene Ontology annotation, molecular function: protein binding. The record is from RefSeq and is a predicted model, not a curated record. Bases 67 to 1353 code for a protein of 428 amino acids. Lineage: Eukaryota; Viridiplantae; Streptophyta; Magnoliopsida; Ranunculales; Papaveraceae. The transcript has 2 exons.
ACCCUUUUGUUAGUGCAAAACGCCUCUCAGGAACUUGCUCUAUAUCCUCUUCCGGGUUCAGCAAAAAUGAAUAUACAUGCCUCCAAUAUGUUAACCUAUAGGUCCUAUACUUGCCCAAUCUCUCAUUUCAAUACUUCAGCCAAAACCCAUUACUUAAAUCCAAAUAAAAACAGAUUCAAAACCCUAAUUCCUGUUAAAUCAUCUGUUUUACCAGUUAAAAAUGUAUGGAUUAGGAAGAACGAAAUAGAAACAGUUGAUGAAGAAGAAGUAAAAUUGAGAGUUGAAGAUGAAGAGAAAGAGGGGGAGAAAGUGAAAUUAAAGUGGAUUGAAAUUGGAACAAAUAUUAGCGAUGAACAAAAGCAAGCCAUUUCUAAACUUCCAUUUAAGAUGACUAAAAGAUGUAAAGCACUUAUGAAACAGCUCAUCUGUUUUGGUAAUAAUGAAGAGAGUGAUUUGAAUCAGUUAUUGACUUCUUGGGUUAAGAUUAUGAAGCCCCAGAGAUGUGAUUGGCUUGCAGUUCUCAAGGAAUUGACUAAUUUGGAUCAUCCUUUGUUGUUUGAGGUGAUCGAAUUGGCACUUCUAGAAGAAUCUUUUGAGGCCAAUGUUCGAGAUUACACCAAGAUAAUUGAUGGUUAUGCCAAGAAAGGUCGAAUACUAGAUGCUGAAACUGCUUUCCAUGCUAUGAAAACAAGGGGAUUUGUCUGCGAUCAAGUAACCCUAACAACUCUGAUUAAUAUGUACAGCAAAAACGGCAACCUACAACGGGCUGAAGAAACAUUUGAGGAUAUGAAGUUGUUGGGCUUGCCAUUGGAUAAACGAGCUUAUGGAUCUAUGAUAAUGGCAUAUGUUAGAGCUGGAAUUGCUGGCCGUGGAGAGAAUUUACUGAUUGAAAUGGAAUCUCAAGAGAUAUAUGCGGGAAGUGAGGUUUAUAAAGCGUUAUUAAGAGCUUACUCUACCGUGGGUGAUACUAAAGGAGCUCAAAGAGUGUUCGAUUCAAUCCAGUUUGCCGGAAUUGCUCCUGAUGAGCGGUUAUGUGCCCUCCUCAUGAAUGCAUACGCGAUAUCGGGUGAUUGCACUGGGGUUCGCACCGUCUUCGAAAAUAUGAGAAGUGCUGGACUCAAGCCUAGUGAUAAAUGUAUAGCUUUAAUAUUGUCGUCUUAUAAAAAGGAAAACAAGCUUAAUAUGGCAUUGGAUCUCUUGAUCGGCUUAGAGAAAGAAGGUAUUAUGGUUGGUCAAGAAGCUUCAGAUGUUCUAGCCAAGUGGUUUCGUAAGUUAGGCGUGGUAGGUGAGGUGGAGCUUGUUUUGAGGGAAUACACUGAACAAGAAGAUAAACAGAAAACGCCUGCUUUUUAGUUUCCAAGUCCAUAGUUCUGUCCUUAUCACUUGUCAGUUGAGAAACAUCAUCAACAAACAAGAUGAGAUUAGCAUUCAUCACAUCUUUGCUUGGAAGGAAAUUUUGGAGUUGAUGGCAAGGAAUCUUCCAAUUCGGCCAUACGAGAAUUUGCAUUUUAAUUAGGCUAUCUAGUUGAACAAGUUUUCAUGCCUCUGCAGUAGGUAAUUUUUUGAGCUUGUGUCGACGUAUAUCUUCAUUAGAGAAGAUUUUGGUACAAAUGAGUCGCAUCGCAUGUAAAUAUAGUUCUUUGCCAACUGGAAAACUGAUGUAACUUUCAUCCCAUUUUAAUCAGUUUAUUCUGAAUUUUGUCUGAAGAU